Molecule: messenger RNA, 2008 nt
Organism: Chenopodium quinoa (quinoa)
Lineage: Eukaryota; Viridiplantae; Streptophyta; Magnoliopsida; Caryophyllales; Amaranthaceae
Product: DUF21 domain-containing protein At4g14240-like
Exons: 13
Coding region: 262-1734 (490 amino acids)
Biological process (GO): magnesium ion homeostasis
Cellular component (GO): intracellular membrane-bounded organelle
Source: RefSeq, a predicted model, not a curated record
AUUAAACACACACUUGGGGGGUUUACCUCGUGAUACGAAUCCAACAUUCAUAUCACACCCUAAGAUCAUAAACCUCAAUAAACAAAAGUAAAAAAAAAAAAAAACUAGUGUAUGACUAUUAUGAAUAAUUGAAUAAUAGUAUGUGACUUUGUCAUGUAUUGUCACAAGAAUAUCAAAACACAAUACGGAACCACCAAACCACGACACACUACACAUCACUGGAUCUCCUUCGCACAAACAACCAACUCUGAAGAUUAAAUCAUGCAGGUGAUCAAUGCGGUGGCGUUGGCGCGAAUAGCCUUCAGAAACGGGGCAGAUGGGUUAUCCUCUGAAAUUGAAUUCGGCACACCAUGGUGGUUCAUCUAUGCCGGCAUCUGCUGUUUCCUCGUCCUCUUUGCUGGUCUUAUGUCCGGUUUGACUCUUGGUUUGAUGUCUCUUAGUCUUGUUGACUUGGAGAUUCUUAAACGUAGUGGCACUAAUUCUGAACAAAAACAAUCAGCUGCUAUCCUCCCUGUUGUUCAAAAGCAGCAUCAACUUCUGGUUACAUUACUUUUAUGCAAUGCAGCCGCCAUGGAGGCACUUCCUAUAUAUUUGGACAAGAUGUUUAAUCAGUAUGUAGCUAUUAUACUUUCUGUAACUUUGGUCCUAGCUUUCGGAGAGGUCAUUCCUCAAUCCAUUUGCACUAGAUAUGGCCUUGCUGUUGGUGCGAAUUUUGUAUGGCUUGUACGCAUAUUGAUGAUUAUUUGCUACCCAAUCGCUUAUCCUAUUGGAAAGGUGUUGGACUGCUUACUAGGACACAAUGAAGCACUCUUCAGGAGAGCUCAGCUAAAAGCACUUGUCUCCAUUCAUGGCCAAGAGGCUGGAAAGGGAGGUGAACUUACUCAUGAUGAGACAACAAUUAUCAGUGGAGCAUUAGAUUUGACAGAGAAGACUGCUCAGGAGGCAAUGACGCCUAUUGAAUCGACGUUUUCAUUGGAUGUCGACUCAAAACUAGACUGGGAAGCUAUGGGAAAGAUCCUAGCUCGUGGACAUAGCCGAGUACCUGUUUAUUCUGGGAAUCCAAAAAAUAUCAUUGGACUUCUCUUGGUCAAAACUCUUCUAACAGUACGACCUGAAACAGAGACUCCUGUAAGUGCAGUUUCCAUACGAAAAAUUCCGAGGGUUCCAGCAGACAUGCCUUUGUAUGACAUACUGAAUGAAUUUCAGAAAGGUCACAGUCAUAUGGCAGCUGUGGUGAAGGCAAAACCAAAGAGUAUUAAUAAUUUACCUGUGGUUGACACUGAGAAAUCCAAGUUGAAAGGCACUGAUGCUGAGUUCAAUUUAGCUACUCCUUUAUUGUCAAAACAAAAAGACAAUGCUGAGAGUAUUGUUGACAUUGAAAAAAUUUCUAAAGAAAGCAACACCUACAAGCAAAUUUCACAACAGGAUAAUGCAUUUCCAAAUUUAAUGCCACAUUCUGUAGAGGAUAUUGAUGAGGGAGACGUCGUUGGCAUUAUCACCCUCGAGGAUGUAUUUGAAGAGCUUCUGCAGGAGGAGAUUGUAGAUGAAACAGAUGAGUAUAUUGAUGUUCAUAAAAGGAUACGUGUUGCUGCAGUUGCAGCUGCUUCCUCAGUUGCCCGUGCUCCAUCUGUUCGGAGAUUAACUAGCCAAAAGGCAUUGGGCCAGGGAGGCUUAAAUAGGCAAGGACAAGGCUUGAAGAAGCCCAGUGAUGAUAUUCCUACGUCAACAAAAUGAUGAAGGACCUUUUAUCUGUUGAGCCUGUCUGGGAGAAGGAGAUGCAAUAUUAGACUUGGCAUCAUUUAUUUAUGAUUCCUAUACAUAUUAUCGAAAUUAGAUUCAGAAGUAUGCUGUGUCGUUCAAUUUUGUGUCGUUCUGUUUAUAUUUUUUUCGAGAAAAAACUGUGUUGCUUCCUUUGGUGAUUGUAGAUACUAGAUCAGAGGUACUAGCAUGUUGAGUGAUUCUUUAUUUAACAUCUACAACUUUAAAUAAAACCAGGUUGUUUUUUGUA